AUGUCAAGAACAUAUAUGGGAAUUCAUAAAUUUGUGGAGCUGCAAACAGAACCGUUAGAUUUGUCAAUGUCAAGAAUGACUGAGAAACGGAUUGAACCAUCAGAUCUAUUAGCGAUAGAGGUAAGUGAAAGACAAGUAGAACUCAGCGAAAUUGAUCAGAAUGACGCAAGACCGUUGAACCUAUCAGUUCAAGAAGUGAGUAAGGAACAAACAGGUAUAGCAAUUGAUCCGAAGACAUUAUCCCUUCAAAAGGAAACCUCAAGGCUAAAAAAACAUACGACUAACACACCUAAGAAGUUGUUCAAAUGCAAAAUAUGCGGGAAGAGCUUUCCACACUUAUGGAAUAUGAAGAGACAUAUGGAAAUUCACAUAGGUGAUAGGCCAUUCAAAUGCAAAAUAUGCGGGAAGGAUUCUUCCCGCAUGUUUCGCAUUUGUGUGGUCUAUCACCUGUGUGAAUUCUCACAUGUUGAUUCAGUUGCGAUGACUGAAUAA
Molecule: messenger RNA, 492 nt
Organism: Loa loa (African eye worm)
Lineage: Eukaryota; Metazoa; Nematoda; Chromadorea; Rhabditida; Onchocercidae
Exons: 1
Coding region: 1-492 (163 amino acids)
Biological process (GO): regulation of transcription by RNA polymerase II
Cellular component (GO): nucleus
Molecular function (GO): RNA polymerase II cis-regulatory region sequence-specific DNA binding; DNA-binding transcription factor activity, RNA polymerase II-specific
Source: RefSeq, a predicted model, not a curated record